Striga asiatica is the source of this 435-nucleotide messenger RNA. The record is from the annotation of a GenBank genome assembly. NCBI's taxonomy places the organism in Eukaryota, Viridiplantae, Streptophyta, Magnoliopsida, Lamiales, Orobanchaceae.
AUGGAGCUCUUCGUCGACGUUGUCACGAAGACCGACGAGAACUUUUGCGCCCUAUGCACCAACGAGAAGGACGUCGGCAAAUAUGGCAAUCCCCUCCACCACAAAGGGUCAUCCUUCCAUCGUGUAAUCCCCAAUUUCAUUUGUCAGAGCAGUGACUUCACUGCGGGUAACGACGGCAAGUCGAUCUAUGACGCCAAGUUUACCGACGAGAACAUCAUGAGAAAGCACACCGGGACCUGUCGAUGGCGAAGGCUGACGAAGUGGCUUGACAACAAGCACGUGGUGUUCGGGCAGGUGGUGGAGGAGUACGACAUAUUGAAGGCGGUGGAGAAUGUCGGGUCAGGGAGCUACCGGACCUCGAGACGGGUGGGUGUAAGAAGUGGGCGGGAAGUGAAAAGGAUAUUGAAGAAGCUAUUUUAUUUUAUUGUUGUGUGA